This is a messenger RNA of Amoebophrya sp. A120, 3243 nucleotides long. NCBI's taxonomy places the organism in Eukaryota, Dinophyceae, Syndiniales, Amoebophryaceae. The record is from the annotation of a GenBank genome assembly.
AGGAUUGGGAGGAUAUCUUAAAUAGAUAGAACCCGUAACCGUGUAAAUAGUGCCUUUAGAAGUUUUUAUCUACCUGUGUUUGUACGUAGUGGCUUUGCUUGUUCUGAACAUCAUAUGUAGUAGCUCGUAGUGUUGUGUUUCACUUUCACUUUUCUCCAGAUCUAUCUGUUGUACAACGUGUAUUUAUCUGAAAAAAAAAUUCGCUCUAACUUGCAUUUUCAUGAUAUCUAUUGUUCGUUUUAGACAACGUCCUCGCACGACCUUUGAUAUGAGCACGGUCGUAGAUAGCACCCAACAUUGUAUACGUAUUCGAAAUCGUGUCCUUCAGGUAGUUUGAAUGUCGUCUAAUGUGCUUUGUAAUCUAGAAGCUCUUUGAUUUUCAAACUUUACAUCUGCACUGUCUCCAAGAAUAAAUUGCGAGAAAAUGGCGAUCUUUGGGAAAUGCCUGAAGUUGUUGCACGGUGCCUGCACUGCCGGUUACCGGGGUGGCAGCCAAGCCGUCGUCGUCGAUCCAGCAGCCAUGACGGGAAAAAUUUCAGCCACGUCUGAGCCUGUGCUGGUGGAGCCGAAUGCAAAUGAUAAAAACGACGCCCGCGAUGAUGACCGUAUCUCCAUCUGCUCCACGCACUGUGGAAGCGACGAUGACCGCUCGAGUGUGGCAGGAUCGUGGUCUCCUACUUCUUUAUCGGAGGACCUCCAGGAGGGACCACAAGAACUACGGGAGCUGCACGAUGUCGAGUUCAUCUCGCACGGUUUUUCGGAACUCGGGGACGAGAAGGUCGGGUGUUGCGCAGCAGCGCCAAGACACAAGGUGGAUGAUGUAGUUCUCAGGGAGCACGAGCACGAAGAUGCCACAGAGCAAGACUCUGUCCAUCACGAGGGUGUUGCCCGACCGGCUUUCUUCGCGAAUCAAGAUCCUUUGGAAGAAGUAGGCCAAGGUCUUGAAGAGGGCAAUAUCAAGAGUCCUGUCAAGACGGUUGACUUCGUCGAAGAGGCGAUUCAUGCGAGUAAUUCGACCUCGGCCUCGCCGUGCAGUUCGCAUGAAGACCAGGAAAAGACUUCGCUCUGCUGCCAAGACGAAGGGGGUCUUGCGCGUGUUGGUAUUGAUAACAACAACCCAGAUGAAGAAACCGCAUCAACAUUGCAGCGCAAUAUCAACAACGAGUGGCACGUCACUUUAUCCGCCCCGAUUGUCAACCCGGCGGACAAGAUUGAGGGGAGGAGGACGACUCCUCGUCCUGGGACAGCUGUUGACAAGGAAGAGAAAGACCAGAAAUCUUCUGUUGCCGGAAAUCUUCUGUCGCUUGGAACAACUGCCGCUCCGUGCUGUGGUCCCCUCCUCUGGUACUUCGAUUUGGCCACGCAGAUUGAGAAGGCCAGGGACAAAUUGUCCGUUGACUACAAGGAGCUAACUAUGCUGAGUAAAAACGGGGCCCACACACCAGAGUCAAGAUGGGAAACCUGCUAGACAAAUCACACAGCUUUGGUUGUUUGGCAUGACAAGUUUGCCAUCGUAGUGUGGUCCUGUUUAGGUAGCUCAGAAGGAGCAUCACAGACCUAGCAUAGCACGUUGAUCCUAGCAUCACAAAUCCCAAAACACGAAUAGAAAAUGCUUCUCAUGGGGCUCCCCAGGAGAAACUUUUUUGGCAUGCAGAAUUGCAUGGCAAGGGCAACUCUGGGGUGGGGACGUUUUUACACAGGAUACUGACGCCCAAACUGCGAAAAUCCUGCUGCUCCCGCAAGUCUAUCGAGGAGCUGAUAUUGGAAGCGCAGAGAGAACAAGAGGAGGAAAUGGAAAGUCUGCUGGACCACGACAGCACGGGGCUUCUUUCUUUCGAAAAGAAAUCUCCUUGUUGUCGCGCGAGGACCACCAGGUCUCCUGUCGGGAAGAUGAAGAAGAAGACCGCUGCGAAGAAGAAAAUCGAGGUGGUUGUCGAGGAGUUUGACACCAGUGUCUUGCGUGCGCUGGAGGAGGCCUCAGCCUCACAUCAAGAACCUGUUCUUGUGGCGCUAACAAAACAAGAGACGAAAGUGGACGAGAGCUCCUUUGAGAAGGAGCCUACUGCCGAGCAGAGAGAUCACGACAUUCCCGUAAACCCGCUUGAAGAGAUUUGGAAAAAGAUCACUUCAAAGAUGAGAAUGACGAUUCUCCCGGAUAUGCUGCAGACGAAUCAAGCGUACUGUUCGAGGAUCACGCUAGGCGGCAAUAAUAGUGAAGAUCUUCCCCCUGCUCCGUCUACAACGUCUACUGAUCCCCUUACAACUCCGUCUACAACUUCGCUAACAUCCGAUAACUUUACGGAACUUUUGAAGGCCACACGAGGAUCAUUUCAGGGGUCCUUGGCAUCGCCUCGUCGCACAGCGGUGCAGAAGGAUAUGCGGAGAGGGAGUGUUCGUCGUGCUGGAAGUUGUAGUAGUAUCCUGAAUAAAGGCAGCAAGUGCAAAAAUGCGACUACAGCGCAGCGACCACUUCGCUCGGCGCUGAAAAAGGCCAACUCGCUGGACAGCUUUUUUUUGGAUAUAAAGGAAAGCGAUGAAGAUGGUAGGAGCCCAGCGGAAAAUAGAAGUCUGGAAAACAAAUCUUGCAGAUUCGGGUCGCCGGACGAACAAUUCUUCGGCGGGUGGGAAGAAAAAAGUCCUCUUCACACGUCCUCGUCGGAAAGUUGCAGUACACCUGGGCCUCGAACUCCAAAAGUCGCGCGAUUCGCCUCGGAAAUCCAGCACGUCCACGACGAGCUGGCGCCCUUUGCCAGCGGAGAGCUCGAGUUUUCGGUGAAGCUCCCGUGGAAAAAGUUCGGGGAAAGCCUGUUCGCGGAGCUUGUGGAGUACAAGGUUUAUCGCAUUCCGGUUUUCAUGCAAAGCGGGUUGGAGAACGAGAAGGACGACGAGCGGGGCCGCGAGGGAAAUUCCGAUGUUGACCCCCUCGAGGAGGAGGAAAAUAAAACGGAGUUCCUGGUCAGCUUGCAUGUGCCGGAGCUGGAUGAAGUUGAAGGUGAAGGUCGACAACAUGAUCUUGCUCUUGGAGCUGCUACUGAUAAACGCACGACCCGGCACGACGGCAACAAAAUCCCCUCCGUGAAACGCACCCGCAAGCAUUGGAUUCGGGUGACCAGGGAGGUGGGGCAGGAAGACAUUACUGACAUCAAGAGCGACAUGAUGAAACGACGCCCGAAUGGAAGACGAAUCGUGAAGAUGACCCCGUAUUUCACGAGUUUGAAAACGGAAACGCCGAUAGUUCAAUGA